AUGGCAGAAAAUCCAUCCGCCAGUAGUUCGACCCAAGGCAGAACGAACGAUCCAGGACCAUCUAAUCGCCGUGGCGGUUCAUCCCGCGGAGGUCGUAGUGGUUGGCGUGGUAAAUGGCGAGGUGGUUACCGAGGAUACCGUCACCAGUCCAAUGUUCCCAGAGAAAGGCCGGUAGGUUUUGCACUGCCGUCGUUCUCCGUGGGAAGCUCACUUGAAUCGGGCAGUAUCGCUGCAAUAGCCUCGUUUUCCACGAGUUUAAGUAAUGGUACAUGUGAAUACGUGGGAUGGAAGUUGUACUUCCCCAAAGAAGAUUAUUCGUCCGGUUCCAAGACAGUUCAUCAUGUACGAGCGAUGCAGAAACAUUACAAGGACUUUGCUGACCUGUACGACCUUCCGCAGGUGAAGAAAAACUGUUGGUUUGAAUUGAAACUAGAUGCAUGUGAUAAUGAUGGUCACCUUCGUUCGCAAUGGUCCACAUUACGCCAAGACUUGACCGACAACCCCGAACACACGCUUGCUUGCAUUGGGCUGGCAAUGCACCACUCGUUGAUGAACGAACAGUCGUGUGACAGUUUUCAAAACGAUACAAAUCUCUGCUUGCAAACCAUCAGACCGCGGAUAGUGGGAUACGGGCCGGAGGUUUCGAUCGGGUCGAUAAAGGUAAGCAGCUUCGGUAAGUUGGUAUCCGUGCGAGGUACAAUUAUACGUGCGGGUGCGUCACAAAUCAUGAACACUUGGUGCGCCUUUCGCUGUGCGCAGUGUGGUAAUGAACAGGCAGUUCAGCAGAAGGAUGGUAUAUACACCACACCUACAUCGUGCCACAGAGGAUGCAAAGCUCGCAGUCAUUUCGUGCUAAUGCAGAUGUCAGUAUUCACUCGCAUGGAAGCAUACCAAACCAUUCGUCUGCAAGAAACGACACAAGGAUCGCGGACCGUAGCGGGCAGUGCGGCCAAAAACAUCGAAAUAGAGCUAACGCACGAAAUGGUGGACAGUGUGUGCCCGGGUGACGAUGUCACCGUGACGGGUAUAUUGAAGGCACGGUCACAGGACCCGGAUGGUACCGCAAAGGCGAGCCUGUACAAAGCUUAUAUGCAGGCGGUGUAUGUGCGCAGCAACAAGAACGUGCUCUCGAACUGGAAUCGGUUGGCAGAAUUCACGGAGCUGGAUAUGGAAGCAAUACGCACGAUAAAAUCGGAGCCUUCCCCAUUCCGCUUGCUGGUACAAUCGCUCUGUCCCUCCAUUUACGGUCACGAGGUGGUUAAAGCGGGACUUUUACUAGGUUUGUUCGGUGGGCAAGCGAACACCUCUCGUACGAGAGCCGAGAUUCACGUGCUAGUCGUUGGAGACCCGGGAAUAGGCAAGAGUCAAAUUUUGCAAAGCUGUGCCAACGUAUCACCGCGGGGUAUUUUCGUUUGCGGUACCAAUUCUUCCAAUGUCGGGCUUACGGUAACAGUACGGAUGGAAAAGGGUGUCGGUGCAUCGUUAGAAGCGGGUGCACUGGUACUGGCGGAUCAGGGCGUCUGUUGUAUCGAUGAGUUCGACAAGAUGUCCGGCCAUCAUGGAUUACUGGAGGUAAUGGAACAGCGUUCGGUAAGCGUCGCCAAAGCGGGCGUCAUCUGUACGGUCCCAGCACGGACGACUGUUCUUGCCGCAGCCAAUCCAGCCGGUGGGCACUACAACAAGGCAAAAACAGUUUCGGAAAACUUAAAACUACAUCCUGCGUUACUUUCUCGGUUCGAUUUGGUUUUCAUCCUUCUGGAUCGUUCGAACGAACGAACAGACAAUCUGCUCACUGCCCACAUCCAAAAGGUUCACGGGCUGUCAAAACCUUCUACCUCGACACCUGCCGCUCAUCCAUUCUUUGAAUCUUCGGGCAGCGGUUCUUCGCCCGAUGAAGAGGCAGAGCCUCCGUUGGAAGAACGACUGAGGUUAGCGCCGGGAGAAAAGUUAGAUCUGCUGCCCGCUGAACUAGUCCAAAAGUACAUUGGAUACGCCCGGAAAAACGUUCAACCCAAACUAACGGCCAAAGCUGCGGAGGAAUUGCGCGAUUUCUUUGUCGAACUACGACGGGCACAUAAUGAGAUGGACAUGAUUCCCGUCACUACUCGGCAGCUCGAAGGAUUGAUACGGUUAACACAGGCACGGGCAAAAAUUGAUCUAUCACCCGAAGCAACGGUAGCUCAUGUGCGUGAUGUGUUGGCCAUCUUGCGGCAAAGUAUGCUGGAUGUAUUUAGUACCGAUGAGGGCGAUCUUCAGUUUACCCGCCUUACCAAUGGCAGCGGUACUAGCAAGACAUCAUUGAUAAGGAAAUUUGCCCGCGUAUUGGCAUCACGAUCGGCAGUGACCGGUUCGACGUUGUUUACGAUGGCCGAGUUGAAGCAGGCAAUGGUUGCAGGUGGCAUUAUGGCCAACAGUAACGAGCUGAUCGACACGAUGAACAUUCAGGGAUUUUUACUAAAGAAAGGACGCGAUUGUUACAAAUUCAUAAUCGAUUGA
Anopheles marshallii is the source of this 2496-nucleotide messenger RNA. RefSeq names its product DNA helicase MCM8-like. Gene Ontology annotation, molecular function: ATP hydrolysis activity; single-stranded DNA binding; ATP binding. The transcript is spliced from 3 exons. Bases 1 to 2496 code for a protein of 831 amino acids. Gene Ontology annotation, cellular component: nucleus; MCM complex. NCBI's taxonomy places the organism in Eukaryota, Metazoa, Arthropoda, Insecta, Diptera, Culicidae. The record is from RefSeq and is a predicted model, not a curated record. Gene Ontology annotation, biological process: DNA replication.